GAGACCUGUGCUAGCAGGGAUUCGACCAAUGGAAUUCCCAUGUUCCUACAGUUCCCAUAAUGCUCUCGGGCACGUAAACAGGUGGUUUCGUGAAGUUACACCGUGGGCAACAACUUGAACCCCGUUUUGUUUUAUCCUAUAUUUGUUUCCUUUUUUGACAAAUUAGCACCGUUAAAAGUUUGCCGAAGUAGCUAUUAGCUGCUAAUGUUUGAAUUGUAUCCAAGGAUAAACAGAGGAAUAUCUCAUUAUUACCUCUGUAUUGAAGAAAAGUUAAAACGUGGUGAUUCAAAGGCAACUUUCUGUAGUUCUAAGGAUCGUCUUUUUUGCAUGAUUUGUAUCCAGAUCGCGACGUAUGUCAGAGAUAAUGAUAUCUUCGGAAUAUCAGCAAGAUCAAAGUGCUUCCGAGGUGAAGAGAUAUCUCCAACUGGCCACAUCUGUGUCUGUUGCGGAGUAUAAAAUGUACAGAUGAUGAUGAUGAUGCUUUUUCCCCAUGAGCUGUCAGGGUGGUUCCCAGAAGUCAGUGGACCUUUGUGAUCGUCUGUUCGACUGGUGCUUUUGAUCAGAGAGUGAAAUCACACCCUUCAAGGCCCACUUUGGGUAUUACAGAGAGCUUUGGAGCUGCUAUCCAUGCCCUCAACACCGCUCGGCUGACAGAUGGUGUGAUUAACAGAAGCAAAAGGAUGAUUCUGGACACCCUGGGCGUUGGGUUAUUAGGAACCAGGACAGCUGUCUUCAACAAGGCUCUCACGUACAGCCAGUUGUUCACAUCUGAGGAGAGGAGCAGUGUUUGGGGUAAAUCAGACAUAACUCUCCCUCCUAACUAUGCUGCAUUUGUCAAUGGCAUCGCGGUCCACUCCAUGGACUUUGACGACACAUGGCAUCCUGCUACUCAUCCCUCGGGGGCUGUGCUUCCUGCACUGCUGGCCCUGGUAGAGACACUGCCCAGCCAGACCUCUGGUCUAGACCUGCUGCUGGCCUUUAAUGUUGGCAUCGAGGUGCAGGGCAGACUCAUGAGGUUCUCCAGAGAGGCGUACAACAUCCCUGAGAGAUUCCACCCUCCCAGUGUUGUUGGGGUGAUGGGGAGUGCUGCAGCCUCAGCCAAGCUGCUGGGUCUUUCCCCUGCACAAUGCAGUCACGCUCUGGCUAUCGCAGCCUCCUCUGCUGGGGCUCCCUUGGCUAACGCUGCCACACAAACCAAACCUCUCCACAUAGGAAAUGCUGCUCGGAGAGGCCUGGAAGCCGCUCAGCUAGCCCAGAUCGGAUUGGAGGGGAAUCCAGCCAUCCUGGAUAUGGACCAUGGGUUUGGGGUUUACUACAAAGACUACUGUCCUUCAGCAGUAGCAGAUUCUGCCUCUGGCGGCUUUAAAUGGAUUCUGGAAGAUCAGAAUGUGGCCAUAAAGCGCAUCCCUGCUCAUCUGGGGAUGCACUGGGUUGUGGAUGCAGCUCUGGCAGCCCGCAGACAGCUUGAAAAUACAGUUGGGAACUUGGACCUCAGCCAGAUCCAGCACAUCACACUACGGGUACCUCCAUCCAAGUACAUUAACUGCCCCUUGCCUUCCACAGAGCACCAGGCCAGGCACUCAUUUCAGUUCAACGCCUGCUCUGCUCUGCUGGAUAACAAAGUAACGGUGGCCUCCUUCAGCGAAGCUCAAAUUAACCGACCUGCUCUGAAGAGGCUUCUGUCUAAAGUGACAGUCGAGACCCCUGAAGAUAACCCACCCAGCUUUGACAAGAUGUACUGUGAGGUCCAGAUAGAAACAGAUCAGGGGCAGACUUACACAGCCAGGUGUGAUACCUUUUAUGGCCACUGGAGGAAGCCACUGAGUCACAAGGACCUGGUGGAGAAGUUCAGUGUUAAUGCAUCUUCGGUGUUGUGCACAAAGGGGGUGGAGGGAGUGAUUGAUGUGAUAGGAAACCUUGAAAGAGUAAGUGAAUGCUCAGUCUUGGGUUCAUAUCUGAGGAUGACAAGUAGUCCACAUAGGCAGUUAUACAGCAGGAAGGUUUUCUAAUUGUACAGUAUGUGAUGAAGCCAGUGUCUCUAUGAUAAACUGUAUUUUUGUGUAAUAUUUGAAACAUUUCCACAGUGCAUGCCAUACACAUGCAUGCACUCAUCUUUUUCUUCUGUGGUGUUUGGGUGUGAAAUAAAGUGAACUGAAAAAGUGAA
Molecule: messenger RNA, 2164 nt
Organism: Seriola aureovittata
Lineage: Eukaryota; Metazoa; Chordata; Actinopteri; Carangiformes; Carangidae
Gene: acod1
Product: aconitate decarboxylase 1
Exons: 7
Coding region: 681-2009 (442 amino acids)
Molecular function (GO): lyase activity
Source: RefSeq, a predicted model, not a curated record